CUCCUUAGAGCGAGUGGGAUAAGCUCCCAAAUUCAACUUACUCAAACAAAGAUUAUCCCACUCUUCCAUCCAUUUCUUCACUUCCUCAGUUCCAGCCUUACAUCUCAAGGCAUUUGUUUCUCGCGCCUAUUCAAUCCAAUCCAAGAAAAUGGGGAUGACAAUUCUGGCAAUAAUCUCUCUUUUAAUCUUCACAACCUCCGGAGAAUUCACCACCGACGAAGCUAAUCUCCGGCGCCGAUCAGCGGGAGAGACCUUAUGCAGUAAGCUCAUCGAACCCGCUGGUUACCCUUGCACCGAACAUACUAUACAAACUAAGGAUGGUUACUUAUUAGCUCUUCAACGUGUGUCGUCUCCUAAUGGGAAUAUAAGGCUGCAACGUGGCCCUCCUGUUCUGCUUCAACAUGGACUCUUUAUGGCAGGUGAUGCAUGGUUUUUGGACUCUCCUGAGCAGUCAUUGGGCUACAUCCUUGCACGUCAAGGCUUUGAUGUGUGGGUUGGAAAUGUACGUGGGACAUUUUGGAGUUAUGGGCAUGUAUCUUUGUCUGAGAAAGACAAGAAUUUUUGGGACUGGAGCUGGCAGGAAUUGGCUCUAUGUGACCUUUCAGCAAUGAUGCACCACAUAUAUUCAACAACAAACUCCAAAAUUUUAGUUGUUGGACAUUCCCAGGGGACAAUCAUGUCUCUGGCUGCUCUUACUCAGCCAAAUAUAGCAGAAAUGGUUGAAGCUGCUGCUCUUUUGUGUCCAAUAUCAUACCUGGAACAUAUAAGUGCUCCACUUGUACUUCGAAUGGUUGGGUUACAUCUUGAUCAGAUGGUUCUGGCCAUGGGCAUACAUCAACUGAACUUUAGAAGUGAAGUGUUGAUUAACCUUUUGGAUUCCAUGUGUGAUGGUCAUGUAGAUUGUGAUGACUUGCUGACUUCCAUGACAGGGCAGAAUUGUUGCCUUAACAACUCACGGGUGGACAACUUUCUUGAAUAUGAACCUCACCCGUCAUCUGUGAAAAAUCUUCGUCAUCUUUUCCAGAUGAUUCGUCAGGGCACUUUUUCCCAAUAUGAUUACGGAAUAUUUAAAAACCUGAAGUUAUAUGGUCAGGUGAAACCCCCAGCAUUUGAUCUUAGUCAAAUACCCAAGUCGUUGCCAUUAUGGAUGGGCUAUGGCGGCUAUGAUGCUCUAGCAGAUGUUGCAGAUGUGGAACACACUCUUAAGGAGUUGCAGACCAAACCUGAGUUGCUUUAUCUGGAGAACUAUGGUCAUCUAGACUUCCUCAUGAGUGUACAUGGAAAAGAAGAUGUUUUUGAUCAUAUGAUUAGAUUUUUCAGGUCACUGGGCAAGUCUAGUGCUUGAAUUGGCUACUUUGAUAUGAGAAAGCUCCUAUUAUGUGUGUAUUUUACUAAUUUGUGUGCAUAUAUUGUAACAAAUCUUUCAAAUCCUUUUGUAAAUGUUGAUUAUUGAUUAGCAAGAAAGAAAUUAUAGAAGGAAGAAAAAGGUAUUACUAUUA
Messenger RNA from Manihot esculenta (cassava), 1499 nucleotides. Its product is annotated as triacylglycerol lipase 1. The transcript is spliced from 9 exons. Lineage: Eukaryota; Viridiplantae; Streptophyta; Magnoliopsida; Malpighiales; Euphorbiaceae. Gene Ontology annotation, molecular function: hydrolase activity, acting on ester bonds. Gene Ontology annotation, biological process: lipid metabolic process. Bases 149 to 1345 code for a protein of 398 amino acids. The record is from RefSeq and is a predicted model, not a curated record.